This is a messenger RNA of Brachypodium distachyon (stiff brome), 1383 nucleotides long. RefSeq lists its product as uncharacterized. NCBI's taxonomy places the organism in Eukaryota, Viridiplantae, Streptophyta, Magnoliopsida, Poales, Poaceae. The record is from RefSeq and is a predicted model, not a curated record. The transcript has 7 exons. The coding region runs from base 265 to 1008 and encodes 247 amino acids.
GUAACACCCCAUUCAAGGCCCAACAGUCUCCGGUCGUCCACAGGCCACAGCUCGAAGCGAGCGGCCGGCCGCCGGCAGCCAAGUCGCCCUCCGCCGCCGCUCAUCCGAGUCGUAUCUGCCUCGACGAGCGCAUCCCGCACCACACCCCGCCCGCGACCUCGUCACAUCCAAUCACAGAGGAGCACGCGCCCCUCCACCCCCGCGUUGUGCGCAAACAUUUCGACGCAGAUCCCCCAAAUUCGCCGCGUCCGGCCGGCGACAUCCAUGGACGGCCGCCGCGAGGCUGAGCGGGAGACCAACCGGUGUCCGACAGGUCCGCGGGAAGCAAACCGGUGUCCGGCAGGUCCGCGGGCGGCGCGGGAGAGGGACGACGGCUCCUCCUCCUCCGCUGCCAUCCUCCUCUUCGCGCUCAUCGGCGCCACCGCCACCACUGCCGCCGUUGGGCAACUGCGCCGGACGGUGAGCUGGUUCUACACUCAGCUUAGCAGGUCAGAACCAUACGUAUACUGGGAAGACAUACCUCGUGGAACGAACCGGUGUGGUGAUGCCUGGCGGUAUUACCGGAGGACGCGGGAGACGGGCGAGGAUCAGAGGGAGAGAGUGGAACGCAUCAGGCGCAUGCAAGAUAUGUUCAAGAACGAGAGAGGUAAAUGUCGGGAUUAUCGAACUCGGGAUGGUCAUAAUCCAAGCUAUAAUCAGCGCAGCCAAAGAGAUGACUGGUAUGGGGACACGGGAACAUUUUAUAACCAUCAAAGAACAAAUUUCGGAUCAAGGCCCAGGGAAGCUAUGAGUUACAGUAUGUCACAUCACUAUGCUGUCUUGGGCCUAAGCAGGUCAACAUCAGAGCCAUUUUCAGAUGCUGAGAUUAAGAACGCCUUUAGGAGAAAAGCAAUGGAGUACCAUCCAGACCAGAACCAAAACAACAAAGAGGUUGCUGAGGCCAAAUUCAAAGAGGUGAUGGAUUCUUAUGAAGCAAUAAAAUUAGAAAGGCAAAAUGGAAGUUGCUGAGCACACCCAUGAUGCCGGACUGUUGUGUAUAUUGGCUUUUGACACAAGAUAAAAUAUAUUCAUUUUUUUGCGCCUUCUCAAUUUAGUAUGUAGCAAACAUGCCAUUUGCUAUGGCUUCUGAUCAUCUAGCUGGGCAGCUGGUUAUAGUUCAAAACAAGCUUAUGGAGGCCAUGUUGUCGUCAUUGAUAAACAAAAUGUUGUAGAGAAAUUUUCGCUCUCACUGGCAAAGGAAAAAUGAGUCUGUUUACUGGCUUCUUUGCUAUUUGAUUUGUCAGUUCUUCAAUGAGGAAGUUUACACAGCCUGCAUAGGUCAUCUUUUCUAUGUUUGUAAUAAUACAAUGUGAGCGAACAUGCUAGUGAUACGAUCACUAUUGA